This is a messenger RNA of Oppia nitens, 1965 nucleotides long. It is a transcript of the gene Syn1, whose product is annotated as beta-1-syntrophin-like. Gene Ontology annotation, molecular function: structural molecule activity; protein binding. NCBI's taxonomy places the organism in Eukaryota, Metazoa, Arthropoda, Arachnida, Sarcoptiformes, Oppiidae. The record is from RefSeq and is a predicted model, not a curated record. Gene Ontology annotation, cellular component: intracellular anatomical structure; dystrophin-associated glycoprotein complex. The transcript has 5 exons. The coding region runs from base 224 to 1849 and encodes 541 amino acids.
UUUGUUUAAUAAGACUCACAACUAAUUGAAUCUAUUUUUUCAAUUCAUUUAAAUUGAAUUAAUGUCUAAACUAUUAGUGAAUUAGUGUUACAAUUGAGUGAAUGUGUUGUAUAAGUGAUGUCAUGUGUGACACGUGAUUGAGUCGAUCGGUGUCACCGAUAGAUAGAUAGACGACACCUGUGUUUACCCGUCGAUUGGCUGCCGAACGACAAUCUGGACGACAAUGGCCUCACACGAUGGCCACUAUCGGGCCGGGUAUCUGGAAAUCCUUGUGCGACACAAUUGGUAUAAAGUGAUGGUCAGACUGGACGACAACUAUCUUCAUAUAACUCUCGAUGAAAACUUCGAGUCGAUGAACGCCCACCUCUUAAAUGACACGUUUAAUCAAACGGAAUGUAACGGAAAUUCGGUUAAAGACGACAGCGAUGGCCACUCUUUUGUGACGCCCGACCUGUCGGACAGUUUGACUCACAAAAGACGUAUUGUUCGCAUCCAGAAGUCGGACAGCAAUGGUCUGGGAAUCAGUAUAAAAGGCGGUCGUGAAAACAAAAUGCCUAUUCUUGUGUCCAAAAUAUUUAAGGGUAUGUCUGCCGAUCUGACCGGUCAACUGUUUGUCGGCGACGCCAUACUAUCUGUCAAUAAUGAAUGGGAUCUCAGAGAUGCCACUCAUGACGAAGCAGUUCGCGCUCUCAAGAAUGCCGGCGAUGUGGUCACUCUCGAAGUCGUGCCGUCAUUUUCUAUAAUUUCAGUCAAAUAUUUGAAAGAAGUGAUUCCAUACUUCCGGAAAGCAGCCAUUUUGGCGGACAUCGGCUGGUCAUUCAAUGGCGAAGAAUUUCUACACAAUUCUGAUGAUAUAACUAUAGAUCCGACACAUCAAACACCACAUAGAAGUGAUACCAAAUCAGUCCCACUAUUGCUCUGUCAUUUGACACGUUUGUUAGAUAAUAAACAAAAUAAUGGCAAAUAUAGCGAUAAUUUGAAUGUAAUAGUAAUCUAUUCACCUAAUCGUCAAUCAAAAUGUGUGUUAAGAUGUGCCGAUUCAGCUCAAUGUAACGUAUGGUUUAGUGCCAUUCACUCGGCCUCCUGUAAGCUUAUGGCACAAGCAGUCAUCCAAACCAACAAACUAUUAACUGAAUUUCUGGACGGCGCCCGACUCACACAUAUGGGUUGGCUCAGUGAAAAGAGUCAAGAUGUUGGUCCACACCCGAAGUGGAAUCCAGUAUUCCUUGCGGUUACCGAUAGAGAUCUUUUAUUUUAUGAUUUAGUUCCAUGGACUCGGGAGGCGUGGGCUGUACCGGUUCAUACAUAUCCAUUAAUAUACAUUCGUUUAGUACAUAAUAAUAAUAAUACAAAUAUUGGCCUAACUAUGUCAUCCAAGUCGACCAAUUCAGGUGGUGCUAUCAUUGCACCCGGAAUUUCUGAUAAUAUUACAUUUACAGUAAGAGUUGGCACAAGACAUGGUAUAGAUUGUCAUACAAUGCAAGCUGAAAGUCACCGGGAUCUGGCAAAUUGGGCCAGACAUAUUGUACAGGCCGCACAUAAAACUGCAAUGACACGAAAAGAGAUCUCAUUUGCAUGCAUUUACAAGAAUAACGAGUCUUACAUCAGUAUAAACAUAGAGACCGGCUUUACAUUAGUAGACAAGGAGUCGAACAAUGUUUUGUGGUGUAAAUCAUUUGAACAGCUCAAGAGUACCGCCGAUGACAGCAAACGUAUUGUUUGGCUAGAAUUUCAUGGAGAAGACCAAAAGGAACUGGAUUUACUUCAGAAUCCCAAACCUUUUAUAUUUUUGUUGCAAACAUUUUUAUCAGCAAAGCUCACACAUUUGGGACUCAAUUUUGAUAGUUAACAUAUACUUGUAUUUGUGACCAUACAUCACAUGAUUACACUCUCUCUAUAAACAGGUUGUACUAAAUUAGUGAUGAUUAGCAAUAAUUAUAAUAAAUUAUAUAAAUCGAUCACCAA